AUGGCUGAUCCAAUCGAUCGUUUAACUGAUUCGGUAACUAAUGGCCUCGCAAUUGCAGCAUCUUUUUCAAAAGAAGCAGCAGUAAUAGCCGAUACUUUGGGACCAUUUAUUCCAUUAAUAUCGGAUAUAACGCAUUUAGUAUCAGACAUUAUCGAACUUUAUCAAAAGGCUGAACAUAAUAAGAGGAUUUGUGGUUCAUUGUUAUCAAGAGCAACAGCAGCGGAAACUGCUGUUAAUAUGUUAAAAAUUCGUAGACUUGAAAAUGAAGAUGUAUUUAAAUCAAGGGAAUAUUACAACAAUUUUCAAAAAUUGGUCGUGGUGAUUGAUAAAAUUAAGGAAUUCAUCGAAGAGGUAUCACAAAUUAAAGGGUUGAGAAAAUUUUUGGCUGCUUAUUCUAUCGAAGAGAAAUUUACGAAUUUAACCGAUGAAUUUGAUGGAUUAAUGCGCGUAUUAAAUUUUACUAUGGCUGUACAAAAUCAAAUUCAAAUGGAUGAAGAUCAUAAAGUAUUAAUUUCGGAUGUAAAGGAAAUGAAUAAAUAUUUGAAGACAAUUGAGGGUGGUAUUGUUAAUGAUUUGAAAGAGAUUAAUGCUUCGUUAGAUGAUAUCACUCAACUUAAUAUCGCAUGGCAAAAAAGAGUUUUACAAGAGGAUAAUAAUGUUUUAGAAUCUGCAACGAUUAAAAUGACGGAAAUUCAUGAUCCUCACGAGACAGUAAAACGAGGAUCAAAAGUUUAUAAAAAAAUUCGAAUGGGCGAGGAUAUAGCAAUUAAAGAAAAAAUUUUAGGAGAUGAUGAAAAGAAACUUAUGAAUGAUAUUCUUAGUCAAGUAGUUAUCUUGAAAAAAUUAAAGGAAUCUCAAUAUAUACUUCAAUUUUACGGUAUCGCACAGGAUGCAAACGCAAUUUAUAUGGUAACCGAAUGGUGCGAUUAUGGUAACCUGAAAGAAUUUUAUCAGGAUUAUGGACCCCUUGAUUGGCAUGAAAAAACUCAACUAGCUGUGGAUAUCGCUCGUGGUUUAACCUUUUUACAUACGGUUGGCAUCUUACAUCACGAUAUUCGCUCCGAAAAUAUCCUAAUCACUAAUCAUCGUCAGGCGAAACUUGCCAACUUUACAUUAAGUCGUGGAUUUAAUGAUCCCACUAAAAAUAUGAUGCCUACGAUCGAUACAGUUAGAUGGAUGGCACCGGAAAAGUUGAAAGAUCAUAGAAAUCUUUAUACGGCCAAAUGCGAAAUAUACAGUUUCGGUAUGUUACUAUGGGAAAUUGCGGAGGAAAAAAUACCUUUUAGUAAUGAAAGGGAUAUAUUAAAAAUUAGAAAUCUUAUCGUAAAAGAAAAUGUUCGUCCGUCAUUUAGUAAUACAAUUCCACCCGAAUGGGUUAAGAUUACUUAUCAGGCAUUACAUGAUAGUCCAAAUGCACGUCCUCCGCUUAGAGAUAUAUUCAUGACGCUUAAUCAUCUUUAUAGAAAAUUUGCACCUUCACCAUCUUCUCGACCAAAUUCAUCACGAUAUCCAACAGAUGACGAUUUACCGAGUGAUGAUGAGCUUGACCUUGCUAUCGAAGAUCUUUCUAUUAAUGUUAUUACUGUUAGAGAAGCUAUAUCAGAACAUAAAAAGAAAGAUGGUGAUAAAGUCAAGUCUUGGGAUAGUUUUAAAUAUCAUGCUGAUGAAUUUAACGAUAUUACAGCGAGGUAUUGGAAAGGGUAUUAUUUAUAUUACGGACUAUGCCCAAUUGAUGAUCCAUCGGAUAAAGUAGCAAAAAGAGCAAGGUUAGAAGAAGCAGCAAAUUUAUUUAAGGAAGCCGCAGACUAUGGGUUAUCAGAUGCCCAACUGAGAUAUGGUCAUUGUUUAUGGUCUGGAGACGGUGUAAGGAAAAGUAUUUCACAAGCGAUAGAAUAUUUUCAAUUAUCUGCAGAUGGCGGUAAUCCCACUGCAAUGUAUAACAUUGGUAAUUUAUAUUAUAAUGGUCUUGGUGUACAAAAAGAUGAAGAAAAAGGAGUAAGAUAUUUAAGAUUAGCUGCUUUAAGAGAACAACCUAAAGCACUUGAGAUGUGUAAGAGGAAAUGUAUUUCCUUAGUUUAA
Molecule: messenger RNA, 2079 nt
Organism: Funneliformis geosporum
Lineage: Eukaryota; Fungi; Glomeromycota; Glomeromycetes; Glomerales; Glomeraceae
Source: the annotation of a GenBank genome assembly